AUGGAGACACCACAUCAAACGUUGAAGAAUGGCACAGUUGUCACAGAAUUUUUACUGCUGGGACUUUCUAGCAACCACAAAACCCAGCUCCUUCUUUUUGGUCUCUUUCUACUUAUCUACUUGGUGGCCCUGAUUGGGAACACUCUUAUUCUUCUCAUCAUCAGUUUCAACAAGAGACUCCACAACCCCAUGUAUUUCUUCCUGGCCAAUCUCUCUGUAGUAGACAUUGGGUAUACAACUUCCACUGUCCCCAAGAUGCUGAUGAAUUACCUCUCCCAGGACAAAACUAUCUCUCUAGCUGGUUGCUUCUCCCAGAUGUUCUUCUUCAUCUCCUUUGGAGGCAUUGAAUGCCUCCUGCUGGGUGUCAUGGCCUAUGAUCGAUAUGCUGCCAUCUGCCAUCCGUUGCAUUAUAGUGUGCUCAUGAGACCCAAAAUUUGUAUCUGUUUAGCAGCAGCUGCUUGGAUUUUAGGCUUGGCUAACUCAGGUGUGCACUCUGGUAUGAUGUCUCUUUUGUCUUUCUGUUGGGACAAUGUCAUUCAGCACUUUUUCUGUGACAUCCCACCCCUUUUCCAGCUGUCCUGUUCUGACACCCUGGCCAAUCAAAUUGCUAUUUUGGUAACCUAUAACCUUUCUGGGGGUAACUUGAUUGUGGCUUUUGGUCUGAUUUUUCUCUCCUACAUCCUCAUUGUCUCCUCAGUGCUGAAAAUGCAUACAGCUCAAGGUAGGAGCAAGGCGUUUUCCACCUGUGUUUCCCAUCUCACUAUGGUAAGCAUCUUCUAUGGAACCCUCUUGUAUACCUACAUAUGCCCUUCCUCCAGUCAUUCCAUGGAGUAG
Heteronotia binoei (common prickly gecko) is the source of this 834-nucleotide messenger RNA. RefSeq names its product olfactory receptor 5AP2-like. Gene Ontology annotation, biological process: G protein-coupled receptor signaling pathway. The record is from RefSeq and is a predicted model, not a curated record. Bases 1 to 834 code for a protein of 277 amino acids. NCBI's taxonomy places the organism in Eukaryota, Metazoa, Chordata, Lepidosauria, Squamata, Gekkonidae. The transcript is spliced from 3 exons. Gene Ontology annotation, cellular component: membrane. Gene Ontology annotation, molecular function: olfactory receptor activity; G protein-coupled receptor activity.